UCGCUGUCACCCACUCUUCUUCUACAUAGGAUGCUUCGGCGGCGCUCUCCUCGCUGUGAAGUGUGAACUCUCGCCAUAGGAUCUGUAGGAGCAGCUGGCGGAGGUUUGGUCGCGGCCACCGAGGAUAGCGAAAGAUGGCGAAGCAGAAAAUGCGCCGGAAGCCGGGAUCUGGGGCGGUCGCUGCUGCUUGAUGCAGCCGCAUCAGCUCGUACGUUGGUGAAAGAGAGCGCAAGCGGAGGGCUGGAAGCCAUCGGAUGGGUCUGGGAAUCAGGGCAGUAGAAGAAAGCCGCCGGAGGCGCGGUUUCCGCGGUGCUCGGGAAGCUUUGUUCUUGCUCCGGCGGCCACGGGCCAAAGCGAAGUUCAUGGGGAUGAAUGGAUGGGCUGGUAGCCUGGUACGGUGCAAAAUAAUAUGCAGGAACUCAGUAUGCAAAACAAUGUGGCAAACUAUGCGGUCUUGCACCAAAAUGAUUUUCAGUAAGCAGCCAUGGGCAACUAAGACUAAUUCCAUGGUGAAAGUGAAGAAAAAAAAGAAUGCAAGGAAUGCGUGUGAGCAUAUGCUCUCAGCUGAUGGCAAAACGCUGCGUAAAAGAUCAAGAGGCAGGAUAAAGCACAGGCAAGACAGAAGAGUAAAUUACCGCCAACAGAGGUGUCAGGAAGCUCUUCAACAGGUCCCUUGCCUAACCAUAUCUCCCGCCUCCGAGCCUCUACAUCAGACAUUAUAGGCAGGACAACAGUGUAGUCUGAAGGAACUUGCCUGGAAGAAUAGUUAGUAGACGAAGCCCCGAAG
This is a messenger RNA of Lolium rigidum, 787 nucleotides long. RefSeq lists its product as uncharacterized. Bases 255 to 722 code for a protein of 155 amino acids. The record is from RefSeq and is a predicted model, not a curated record. The transcript is spliced from 4 exons. NCBI's taxonomy places the organism in Eukaryota, Viridiplantae, Streptophyta, Magnoliopsida, Poales, Poaceae.